UGGACAUAACCAGAUACCUGGAACCGUGUCGAAAAAACAAGGUGGGAGCGAAAUAGAAUCAUUUGGUUUAUACAAGCUCUUAAGUUGGCAUAUCUGAUAAGCCAAUAGAAAAUCACAUUUAAUCAGUGCUAGGAAUCACUCAACGUAAAAGAAGCUACUUAAUUUUCGAGCCAUAUCAUAAUACAACAAAUACAAUUUGAGUUGGCAUAUUUGACUAUGACGCUACGUCACUGGAAUUGGAUAGCCUGAGGAUUUGCGUCUUCUCGUGAUAUCCGCGCUAAAUGUCAGCCUAUAGCAGUUUACUCCCAGGCCAUGCCUAUCGUAAACUCCCCGGUGAAGAGAGGGUUGAUCAUUGCUCGGCUUCUCAUGUAACUUAUGGUGGUCUAAAUCUGCAUGGUGUGAUAGAGCUAACAAACUUUCAAGUAGUAUUUAUUGCUUUACCCAACGAAGCUAGUUCUGCUCGUGCACCAAAAUCAUUUCACGGUUCAGAUAAAAAGAGAUACAUCUUAAAGCUGCCAUUGGGAACAAUUCGAAACAUUGACCAGAAAUCCAACCAGGGAAAUAUUUCACUUCAUAUUGUUUGUAAAGAUAUCCGAGAACUAGUGUUCGCCUUCCCGGACUGUGGGCGAAGUCUUGGGUUCUGUGAAAAUCUUAAAGCAAACGCGUUUCCUGCUAUUUCCAAAAAAACACUGUUUGCUUAUUUAUAUGGUGCAAAGUGCAUCGCAAAUAGUGUUUUUGCAAUAGAUGGUUGGGAUGUGUAUAAUCCAGAAGAGGAAUAUCACCGCCAGAACAUUUUUACUAACGGCUGGAGGAUUACAAAAAUUAACAUGGAUUAUAGGUUGUGUGAUACUUACCCAGCUAUUUUAGCUGUUCCAUGGGAAGUAACUGAUGAACUUCUAGUCGCAUGUGCACCCCAUCGCAGCCGCGGUCGGAUACCUGUUUUAAGUUGGUUGCAUCCUGAAAGCAAAGCAAGUCUAACCAGAGCAAGUCAACCUCUUGUUGGUGUCCAGGGCCGCCGCAGCUCCGACGAUAAAGAACUUGUUCGUCAGCUCAGGAUAGCCAAUGCUAAUGCAAAUAACCUUUUGAUAUUUGAUGCUCGUCCACAGGUUAACGCAAUAGCUAAUAUGGGCGUUGGCGGAGGUGUUGAAAGUCCAGCUUAUUAUGAAAACGUUCAAUAUAUGUUCUUAAAUAUACAAAAUAUACACGCGAUGCGAGCUGCAUUGACAAAAGUUUUCGAGGCCUGUUUUCCAUUACCAGACGAUACACGAUGGUUUAAGCAACUGGCUGACUCUAAAUGGCUUUAUCAUAUUAAACAAAUUAUUUUCGCCGCAACCAGUGUAGCCGAUAAAAUUGAAAAUCAUAAGACAUCUGUGUUAAUACAUUGCUCAGACGGUUGGGACCGGACAACUCAAGUUACAUCUUUAGCAAUGUUGAUGCUAGAUCCGUACUACCGUACAAUACGCGGAUUUGAAGUAUUAGUCGAGAAAGAGUGGUGUUCUUUUGGCCACAAAUUCGCACAGCGCACAGGUGGACCUACCGAUGGUGGGAUUUAUUUGCCUCCCAACUCAUCAAGUUCUGUUGUUAAUGAAACUGGUGGAGGACGGCCAUCAAGUCCUGAGGAGCGUUCCCCAGUAUUUUUACAGUUCAUUGAUUGUGUGUGGCAGACGAUGCAGCAAUUUCCCCAUUCAUUUGAAUUCAACGAACGAUUUCUCAUAACAAUAAUGGAUGAGUUAUAUUCUGCGCGAUUCGGAACAUUUCUUUUCAAUUCAGAAAUGCAAGGACGCGACCAUGGUGUACGUGAAAGGACUAUCUCAUUGUGGGCAUAUAUCAAUGCAGAUAUCCAGUUGUAUCAAAACCCACUUUAUACUCCUGCUGAGAUCAGUGGUCAUCGUGUGAUUUUUCCUCAGCAUGCAUUAGCUCAGCUUCAAUUUUGGACAGCUUACUACAUAAGAUGGCAUCCACUCAUGCGUUUACAAGAGCCCAUAGCACGUCGAGAGAGAGCCUUAAUAUUGAUAAUGAAACGAUUCAGGGAACUUACGGCUGCCACGCAACGUGAAUGUGCUAAACCAACUCUCAAUAAUGUAUCUGAUAACUCAACACACAGUAGGUCCCGUUCAAAUAGUUCAAAGAUCUAAAAAUGUAACCUUCAGCAAAUAGCUGAUAUACAAUUUCUUAAUUCGCCAACUCCUAAGACGCAAACAACCGAAAUGUGAUAUUAUCUUUAAUCUCUUUUUACAUAAUCUAAAAUUGAUUUUAAUUCUUAAUACAAAACUGCUACUAGAGUAA
Molecule: messenger RNA, 2286 nt
Organism: Schistosoma mattheei
Lineage: Eukaryota; Metazoa; Platyhelminthes; Trematoda; Strigeidida; Schistosomatidae
Source: the annotation of a GenBank genome assembly